This is a messenger RNA of Ostrinia nubilalis (European corn borer), 1019 nucleotides long. RefSeq names its product tafazzin (gene Taz). Gene Ontology annotation, biological process: inner mitochondrial membrane organization; cardiolipin acyl-chain remodeling. The record is from RefSeq and is a predicted model, not a curated record. The transcript has 5 exons. Gene Ontology annotation, molecular function: 1-acylglycerophosphocholine O-acyltransferase activity. Gene Ontology annotation, cellular component: mitochondrial membrane. Bases 117 to 1019 code for a protein of 300 amino acids. Lineage: Eukaryota; Metazoa; Arthropoda; Insecta; Lepidoptera; Crambidae.
UCUUUCUCAAAGUUGCACGAGUGUCGAGUUGCGAGCGCAGAAUUGAUUUUAUUUAAAGUUACUCACAGUAACAAUGUUAAUGUAGUAUUUGCGAGUGUUGUCCACGUUACGUGACCAUGGGCUACGAUAUCGGCUGGAUCAUCCCGCGCCUGCGAAGCCCGGGCAGGUUGUGGUACUGUGCGAGCUCCAUCACAUUGGCAGUCGUCGGUUUAUUUAGUAAGAUUGUCAUAGAGUUCCUUAACAAGACUACGGUGUACAACAAGGAAGCGCUGCAGCGCGCCGUGUGCCGGCCGCCCGGCGUGCCGCUGCUCACCGUGUCCAACCACCACUCCUGCUUCGACGACCCCGGCCUGUGGGGCGUGCUGGACUGCGUGACGCUGGUGCGCGGCUCGCGCAUGCGCUGGUCGCUGGCGGCGCACGACAUCUGCUUCACCAACGCGCUGCACUCGUACUUCUUCGCGCUCGGCAAGUGCGUGCCCGUCGUGCGCGGCGCCGGCGUCUACCAGCCAGCGAUCGACUUCUGCGUGGAGCGGCUGGAGCGCGGCGAGUGGGUGCACAUCUUCCCGGAGGGCCGCGUGAACGUGGACAAGGAGCACAUCCGCUUCAAGUGGGGCGUGGGCCGCCUCGUGGCCGCGUGCGCCGCGCCGCCGCUCAUCGUGCCCGUGUGGCACGAGGGGCUCGACCGCGUGCUGCCCAACCAGGAGCCCUACCUGCUCAAGUUCCGCAAGCGCGUGUUCCUCAACGUCGGCGAGCCCAUUCAGAUCGAUCAUCUCUUAGAUAGGUUAAGAAAAUCGAACGCCAGCGAGGAGGAGACGCGGAAAGCGAUCACGGACCGCAUCCAGGACGAGCUGCUGCGGCUGCGCGAGAGCACGCACGCGCUCAUCCGGCGCGCGCUCGGCGCCGCCGCCGACUCGCUGCUGGAGCGGCCGGCGCCCGAGCCCGCGCCCGCGCCGCCGCCGCUGCCCGCCGCGCGCCUGACCAACGGCACCGCGCGCGCCGACAAGGACAAGGAGCUGUAG